Drechmeria coniospora is the source of this 186-nucleotide messenger RNA. RefSeq lists its product as uncharacterized. Lineage: Eukaryota; Fungi; Ascomycota; Sordariomycetes; Hypocreales; Ophiocordycipitaceae. The transcript has a single exon. Bases 1 to 186 code for a protein of 61 amino acids. The record is from RefSeq and is a predicted model, not a curated record.
AUGGCGGAGGGACUUGAGUUGGGAGGAGGAUGGGACGGACGGGCCGAGGACUAUUUAUACCUCGACGGCAGCGAAGUCGCACGAAUCCAUGACGUCGACAGCGACCCGACGAUGGAAGAGAUCAAGGUAGGCAGCAACGGCGGCAAGACAGAAGGUAACUCGGAUGCCUACGAGGCUGGGGGCUAG